UGUGCAGCUCUAGUGCGACGUAAAUUAACAACAACAACAACAAUCAAACAUGGUAGAAACUUAAACACGCCAAGAUAAUAUUUAAUUAUUUUAACCCUCGAAUCUGUAACGUUUACUUCAUACAUUUAUCUAAAAGUAACCAAUUAGCUGAUAGAAUAAUCUGAAGAUUUUGUGAUUGAAUUUACAAAGAUUUUUGUAUUUUACAGAAAUAUAGAGGGAGCUAGAAGAAGAGUUUAAACUUGUCUGUAACUGCAACAUGGAAGUGAUCAACGAACGUGCGGCUUUGUUGUCAAAUGCUGAAGUUUUUAGCCUUCUUGAAACAUUAAAAUCUGAUUUAAAAGAAUCAAAAUAUUCGCAGCGACUCAAUAAAAAUGAGAAAGAAAAGGGGAAAGAGCGAUUAAAUACAAUAGUUUAUGAGACUUUUAAAUACCUAGAAGAAAUGCCCUGUGCUUCACAAUCAGAAGAGUCGAUCAAAAACUUUUUGAUUGCUAUUGCUCCUUAUGAACUAACCAAAGCUGAAAAACUGCAGUUACUAAAUCUUCAGCCUAAAAGUCUAGUGGAAAUCCAAUUACUGAUUGAAGAGUGUGAAGAACGAUUUACGGAAGAUCAGAUGAAUGAUAUCUUGAAUGUUGUUGCAGAAACACUUUCAUCUAGUACAGAAAAUGAAGAAGGCAGUUAUGAAGAGAAUUAAAUGUUAGUUUGUUUUGGACGAUUAAACUUUUUUUU
Molecule: messenger RNA, 726 nt
Organism: Parasteatoda tepidariorum (common house spider)
Lineage: Eukaryota; Metazoa; Arthropoda; Arachnida; Araneae; Theridiidae
Gene: Polr3I
Product: RNA polymerase III subunit I
Biological process (GO): transcription initiation at RNA polymerase III promoter
Cellular component (GO): RNA polymerase III complex
Molecular function (GO): nucleotide binding
Source: RefSeq, a predicted model, not a curated record